AUGCCUCCGUUAAUAAAUUCCCUGCUUUUGGUCGCCGCAGAUCUGGGCUCUUGUAUAGCCAUACUCUGUGCCCAUGGCGCCGGCUUCGCUUGGAACAACUUCUUGGCCGAGUUGUCACUACCUUUCAACUUCUUAUUGUCCGUGUCGGACUUGUUCUACAUGUCUGUUGCUAGAGUAUUGUUUACGUUGUUUGGCCUAGCAUUGGUAAUCAUCCACAAAAGUCCUAACGGCCUUUUGUCUAACUUGUCACACUUUUCUUUCGCCAUUUGUAUCUUACUUUGUUCAUAUUCACCAACGAAGUUGUUGGCACUAACAGAGAAUAAUAAUGUGCCAGCAGCAUCUGACUACUUUAUUCUCGUACAGAACUUCACCUUUGCUGUACUGACCCACUUGGUAUGGAAAAGCUUUGUCAACGCUACGAUCGUGCCAGAACACUACGAAUCGUUGGAAGAAGAAAGCGACGAGCUUUUGGAGAACCAAAAGGCUGAAGUUGACGAGGCCGAAACAGUCAAGGUCAUCUUCAGACUGCUACAGUACUGUCGAGAUGAAUGGUUGUGGCAUAUCUCUGGGUUCACUUGGCUUUUCAUUUACUCUUUGAGUAAGCAGUCAUUACUUUUACAAAUUACCUGGUUAUAGUGUUUAUGCUAUCAUAUGUACUUUUAUUAAAUUAUUGAUUUUAGCUCGUAUAUUCGUACCGUACUACACAGGACAAGUGAUUGCAAGUGUUGUGACCGAAGGCGUCGACAAGUACGGUGCCCUUGUCAAUGCCGUGAAGUUGAUGAUCGUGAUUUCAGUCGUUUCGUAAGUUUACACUACAGAGACAUUACUUUUUAGAGCUGUAUCUGGAGGUCUGAGAGGAGGCAGUUUCGAGUACGCAUAUGCCAGAAUCAACCGUGCUGUACGAUACAACCUGUUCUCUUCUUUGGUACGACAAGAUGUGGCGUUCUUUGAUUGGCACAAGACUGGAGAGAUCACCUCUCGACUGACAGCUGAUACCCAAACCAUGUCUGAUACUGUGGCCUUGAACAUCAACGUAUUCCUGAGGUAUGAAAUUCAAAUAUUUUCAAAAUAAUCAUUUUAGUUACGGUAUAAAAACAUUAUACGUAUGUUUACUGUAUAUUGCGACAAAUUUCAGAAAUAUUGUUCAAAUGGGCGGAUCCAUGAUCUUCAUGUUGACGUUGUGCUGGAAGUUGUCGUUGGUACCUUUCAUUGUUGUACCAGUAAUUCUUGUCGCCUCAAAGAUCUUUGGUGUGUACUACGAUGUAAGUAUAUAACGGCUUCAUGGUAAUAUUGCGUAACUUUUGCAGAGUUAUGCAUUUCAAUAUUGUGAAACAUGAUUUAAAUAUGAAACUGUUUUAGUUCCUCAGUGAGAAGACCCAAGAAGCCGUAGCUCACUCAAACGAUGUUGCUGAAGAAGUGAUAAGUACGAUGAGAACAGUGAGGUCAUUCGCUUGUGAAGACAUCGAAGGCGAAAGAUUCUACGCCAAGCUGACCAAAACCUUGUCUGUCACCAAACAGAAGGCUUUCGCUUACGUCGGAUUCUUGUUGACCAGUGAGGUAUACCUUAUUUAAAAUUAAUUUACUUUGUAGUAAGAAUCUUUUCUCAAUAAGUAUGAUUCUAGUUGUUCCAAGCCAUCAUCAACAUCGCGGUCCUUUGGUAUGGAGGUCACUUAGUGCUCACGAACCAGUUACAAAAAGACCUACUCGUAUCAUUCCUCCUUUAUCAGAUGCAAUUGGCUGAUAACAUUCGAGUAAGCAGCCUCAGGUAUUUAAAGUACGUUUUCAGCAACUCGGAGAGGUAUGGACUGGCCUGAUGCAAAGUGUGGGAGCGUCGCGGAAGGUAUUUGAAUACAUCGACCGUAAGCCCGACAUCGACACUUCUGGCACUUACAUACCCGAGAAGGUGGUGGGCAGAAUCGAGUUCAAAGAUGUUCAGUUCUCUUACCCAACCAGGCCUAAUUUGCCUAUCCUUAAGGUAAUGUCAUAUGAAUAUAUCCCUGAUGGCCCCAUUUCAUACUUAUCUUUAUAUCAAAUAUGCCAUGUGGAACAACAUUUAUUUUAUUAUAGGCUUUCAAAACUAAUAACAACUAAAACUUUUCAGAAUUUGAGUUUUACUGUAGAGCCAGGAGAGGUUGUAGCAUUGGUAGGCCCAAGUGGAAGUGGAAAGAGUUCUUGUAUCGCGCUACUUGAACACUUCUACAACACAAACAGUGGCCAAGUAUUAGUAGACGGAACUCCGUUGAAGGAAUUCGACCACAGAUUCAUCCACAAUACGGUAAGUGUAAUCAACAAUAUCCAAGCACCAACAUGGUUUACCUUUAUUUAUUUUAUUUAAUUAUCACAUCCUGACUUCAGAUCGCCCUGGUUGGCCAAGAACCAAUUCUGUUCGCCCGUUCUGUAGCCGAAAACAUUGCAUACGGUCUAGAUGCUUGCACGAAGGCUGAAGUCAUCGAUGCUGCCAAGCUGGCCAACGCCCAUUCCUUCAUUGUCAACACUCAAAGUCAAUAUGAAACCAAUGUUGGAGAGAAGGGAAGUCAGAUGUCAGGAGGUCAGAAACAAAGAAUUGCUAUUGCUCGUGCUUUAGUCAGAAAGCCUUCAAUCCUUCUUCUGGACGAAGCUACGUCUGCUCUUGACACAGAAAGUGAACAUCUUGUACAAGAGGCCAUCUACAAGAACCUGAAGGGUCGAUCUGUCAUUCUGAUUGCUCAUAGAUUGAGCACGGUAGAGAAGGCCGACAAGAUCAUCGUUAUUAACAAGGGAGUCGUAGAACAAGUAGGAAGUCACGAACAGCUAUCUAACACUGAGGGAACUUACCGCACUUUGGUCCAAAGACAGAUGAUUGGAGCAGAAGACGUCAUCCAACAGCCUACCGACAUCGUGCAACCUUCCAGUUCUGCAUCUCACCCAAUGAGUAUAUCUCCAAGAAGUAUGGCACAGAGUUUGUUGGCCACCAGUUUCACGCAAUCCACUACAAGUUUGCAAUCUAAAUAA
This is a messenger RNA of Bursaphelenchus okinawaensis, 2991 nucleotides long. Lineage: Eukaryota; Metazoa; Nematoda; Chromadorea; Rhabditida; Aphelenchoididae. The record is from the annotation of a GenBank genome assembly.